AUGAUGCAUCCGGCUUUGGCUUCUCCGUUGGAUCUGCGGCCGUCGGGAUUACUGUCAAUCGGAUCGUCCUCCGAUUCACCAAAUACCUCGCACCAACAUCCACAUCAUCCAGCGGCGCUAGCGACUGGAGUGCAUCAUCAUCAUCAUCAGCAACAGCAAAGCCAGCAGUCAGUGACCCGGAAUAGCAGUGCACCGGUACGCAAUCGAAGUAGGAGUAGCAGUAGCUCCGAGAAUGGUGCAACUUCCGGUGGCCACCCGACGGCAUUGGUGUCCGAUUCGGACGCGGCUACCGGCGGCACUGGAGCAGAUGGUCCACCAGCGUCGACUGGUGGCAGUGGUUCGACGGGAAAAUCGGGAUCUCAUCGAUCGCAGAGCUUGGUGAAGCCACCGUACUCCUAUAUUGCCCUCAUCACGAUGGCCAUCCUGCAGUCACCCCAGAAGAAACUUACGCUCAGUGGUAUCUGUGAGUUUAUUAUGACGAGGUUCCCUUACUACAAGGAAAAGUUCCCGGCGUGGCAGAACUCGAUCCGGCACAAUCUCAGCCUGAACGACUGCUUCAUAAAAAUCCCGCGCGAACCGGGCAACCCGGGCAAGGGCAACUUCUGGACGCUCGAUCCACUGGCCGAGGAUAUGUUCGAUAAUGGGAGUUUCCUGAGGCGCCGGAAACGCUACAAGCGAACGACGCUCGCGCAAAGUAUGGCGUUCCCCGGAGUGUUCGGUCCGUUCGCUCCCUUCUGGAUACGGAAACCCGUCCCGGUCAUACCGAUGCACCAGUUCGGUCCAGCGCAUGCCGCCUCAGCUUCAGCGAUGGCGGCCGGAUUCGGUGCGGAUGGCGGUGCCGGUGCCGGUGGUCCGCUGACUAGUUUGGGUGGCAAUGGUCGAUCGGUUGCUAGUGACUUUCUGUUGGACAGUAAGCUAAAUCUUUUCGGUGCGGUCAAGAUGGAUGAUCUCAAUGUGGCGAUGAUGGAGAACAGUGAUUUCCUGCAGCGAAACGUCGAUAGCUUAAAGAUUUCGAGUGCGAUGAACAAGUUCUUUCACGGUUACCAUCAGGGUAGCGGUGGUCAGGGUGGUGCCAAUGGUGGUAAUCCAGCUAAUGGUCCUGUGCUCGAUCUCUAUGACGACACCGCUCACCAUGGGCUCGCGAGUCAUCAGUGUAACGGUCGUGAUGGUGGUUACUAUGGGAACGUGAAGCACGUGGUUGCUGGAAUGCCGUCGGGUGCUGGUGCUGGCGGUAUACCAGAGCGCACGGAAUCGGAGCAAAGUCAGCGGGAGCGCGAGUUUCCGGAAGCUGACCUAGACCUCUCCAGUGAUGAUCGAAUCGAUGUGGAAAGUGAAGAUGACUACAAAUCGCUGGCGGAUCGAAGAAGUCAGGCGUUGAUCUAUCGAGAGCUGCUGCUGGAUGGCGGGCGAAAAUCCGUUACACCGCCUCAGCAAAUGCCAGCAACGCCAAUACCGCCAAUCUCACCGCAGCACCAUCCUCCAGCAAGACCCACUUCGUCGAGCGGACCUCCAACACCCCGUUCAUCUAGUCCAUCGCGGGCAGCCCGUGAACCAGAUGAGUAUUACAUCGAAGAGGACGAACAGUCGGACAAGAUCAGCAGUGGUUCGAUAGAGGAACGAGAACGACAGCAGCAGCAGCAUCAGGAUCACCAUCAUACCGUCCGAAAGCAUUUCUAUACCGAUCUGCAACCGUCCACGCUGCCACUGGAACCGGGGCACGACGAAGCGGCCGGGAUACGCCGAGACGGUUUCGGUGGCGAAACGACAAAGUUGUUCGACGGUCUCGAGCCGGCAUUUGCUUCGCGAAAGCGCAAAUACGGCAACACGAAGGGUUUCAGCAUAGAGAACCUCAUCGGAUGCAACGUGGAGGACAGAUAA
Anopheles darlingi is the source of this 1878-nucleotide messenger RNA. RefSeq lists its product as uncharacterized. Lineage: Eukaryota; Metazoa; Arthropoda; Insecta; Diptera; Culicidae. The record is from RefSeq and is a predicted model, not a curated record. Gene Ontology annotation, biological process: regulation of transcription by RNA polymerase II; anatomical structure morphogenesis; cell differentiation. The transcript is spliced from 3 exons. Gene Ontology annotation, molecular function: DNA-binding transcription factor activity, RNA polymerase II-specific; RNA polymerase II cis-regulatory region sequence-specific DNA binding. Bases 1 to 1878 code for a protein of 625 amino acids.